CCACGUCCGGAAUGCGGAAUGUUCUGGCCAUUGCCGUUGCCAAUUUCCGGAAAAUGGCAAUGGGCAUCACGAGCAGCAGCAGAAGCGCCAGCCGUUGGGCGUAAAUUAAAAUUAAAUUCAAAUGGAAAAGUGUCGUCGCGGCGACCUGGACUCUGGCACUCCGGAGUUGGAGUUGGAGUUGGAGUUCGAGGAGGAGUCCUGGGCUUUGGCCAUUGGCCAUUGGCACGUCUGUCGGUUUAUGCAACAUUUUAGCAAUUAUAUUCGCGUCGGGCGACAUUACAACGGCAAUUACACGCAGGAGCCGCAGGACAUGCCCGUGGGCGGAUGGCCGUGGAGUUGGGAUGGGGGCGUGGCCCUCCGUCCGGCACUCUGGCAUUCCGGCGGCCCUGUCAUCGUCACGUGGAGCGGCAACGUGAUCAACUGA
Drosophila subpulchrella is the source of this 424-nucleotide messenger RNA. RefSeq lists its product as uncharacterized. The record is from RefSeq and is a predicted model, not a curated record. Lineage: Eukaryota; Metazoa; Arthropoda; Insecta; Diptera; Drosophilidae.